GCGGUUAAAUCCCCCCAUCCGGGCCCGGGCGGCUGUCAUCCGCACGCCGCCGGGCCGGGCGCAGCACCAUGCCUACCCGCCGCCCGGGUCCGCUCGUCGCCGCCCUCCUCGUUGGCCUGCUGCUGCUCGGCUUCGGCUUCGCCCGGGUCACAAAAACAGUGGAAGAGAAAGCAGGCGUGUGCCCCAAGCUAAAGGAGGACCUGAACUGUACGCAGGAGUGCAAUUCGGAUGGAAAAUGCGCGGACAACCUCAAGUGCUGCCGGGCCGGCUGCGCCAGCGUCUGCCAUAUGCCCAAUGAAAAGCCGGGCUCCUGCCCCAAGGUGGACCUUCCCUUGACCCCGCUUGGCCUCUGCCGGGACCAAUGCCAAGUGGACAGCCAGUGUUCUGGCCAGAUGAAAUGCUGCCGCAACGGUUGUGGGAAAGUGUCCUGUGUCACCCCUGUCUUCUGAGCUCCUGCCACCAGCCCCUGAGGAUUCAGAUAGCAGAAGUUUCUGCCUGGCCCUGUCUGGCUCCGACCCAGCUGCCCUUCCCCUUCCUGGCCUCUGCACUCUCUCCUGCACUGACCACAGCUUCUCCUUUUGCCACCCAAUAAAAUGACCAUUCCCAGCACUGGUAGGGCCGUGGCCUCCAUUCUUACCAUUUGCCCCUGCCUCCCCUGACUCUGGGUCGAGGUGGGGUGGCGGGAGUGGGGGCAUGACCUGACCAUCCGGGCAUGAAGUCCAGGGAGGGAUCAACUCUAAUACAAUAAAUAUAAAUUCAGGGCUU
Messenger RNA from Pteropus alecto (black flying fox), 765 nucleotides. It is a transcript of the gene WFDC2, whose product is annotated as WAP four-disulfide core domain 2. Gene Ontology annotation, biological process: innate immune response; antibacterial humoral response. The coding region runs from base 69 to 449 and encodes 126 amino acids. Lineage: Eukaryota; Metazoa; Chordata; Mammalia; Chiroptera; Pteropodidae. Gene Ontology annotation, cellular component: extracellular region. The record is from RefSeq and is a predicted model, not a curated record. The transcript has 4 exons. Gene Ontology annotation, molecular function: peptidase inhibitor activity.